This is a messenger RNA of Tribolium madens (black flour beetle), 5098 nucleotides long. RefSeq names its product S phase cyclin A-associated protein in the endoplasmic reticulum (gene ssp3). The transcript has 11 exons. The coding region runs from base 151 to 4947 and encodes 1598 amino acids. The record is from RefSeq and is a predicted model, not a curated record. Lineage: Eukaryota; Metazoa; Arthropoda; Insecta; Coleoptera; Tenebrionidae.
UGGAAAAACUUGGAAUUAGAAUCAGCUGUUUCGGCCAAUAUGGCGAUUGUUGUGAAACCGUCAAAUGACUAGCUGUCAAAAAUUCAAACAUCAAUCACAAGUGAUGUAAAAAAUUAAAAGACCUGUGAAAACAUCCAGCAAAUAUAAAACAUGGAACAAGUGCGAUUAUUAGUGCAGGAACAAGGGCGUGAAGCCAGGAAUCUCCUUACCUUUAACAUUUCUCCUUUUAACGAUAACUUUGGAAGCAAAGUCUCACGUAAGCCCCCAUGUUCACCAAGAGCUUCUGAGUCGCAACAAAACGUAAAGCUAAACCUUGGAGUAAGAGGACGAACGGGGGCUAGGGUUCGUUCUGCCUCCACUGGAAGGGACAAAAGAUCUGAGCUAAGGGCAAGAUACUGGGCCUUGCUUUUCGGGAACUUACAAAGAUCUAUUGCCGAAAUUUACAAUACAGUGGAAACACAUGAAAGUAUUACUGAAUGCCAAGAAGUAUUAUUAGUUUUAGAAAAUUACUUGAGAGAUUUUAACGCAUUAGCGGAUUGGUUUCGUCUAAAGUGGGAUUAUGAAAAUACCCCACCUUUACAAAGACCAACAUCUCUCACUUGGGAUAUUUGUAAAACAGAUUUAUCAAAAAGUAACAAUAGAUCUGGUAAAUCAAGUCCUAAUUUGGGGUCCGGACGUAAUAGUCCCAACGUAUCUGGAAAAAUUAGUCCUCGAAUUUUAUCCAAUAAAAUUAAAAAUUCAGCUUCGGCUCCUACAAGCCCUCUUCCUACGAUUGAACAACCAAUAAUAGAAGGAAAAGUGAUAGAGACACCUGGAUCACCUAAAAAUGUGGACACUCAAACUUCACCUGAAGAUUUGGAGGAACCUAAAAUUGAGACAAAAGCUGUUGAAAGUCAAACUGAACAAGAAGACCAAGUAAAAUUAAUUAAGUCUCCGGUAUCUAAGAGAAAGACAGACGCUGUCAAGGUUCCGGAGGUUAAGCCAAAGUCUGCUCCUAAGUCAAAAGACGCUAAAUCGAAUGUCUCAAUGACAAAAAAAGAUACAACUAGAACCAUUAAGCCUAAAGUUGACACAAACAACAAACCUAAAACUCAGUUAAAGAAAAGCACAGAAGAUGUAUCACAAGAGAAAAUUUCAGAAGAAGCAAAUCUUGAGGUUUGUCUACAAAGUCAAACAGCUGAGAAAAGUACUAAUACUGAAGAUUUUCCCAAGUUACCACCAGUAAAGAAACCGACUAAACUCAACCAAGAAUGUCAAACUGAAGAAAUCGACAAGAAAACUGUUCCUCUUAACAAAAAUACUAAAAGUGAACCGAUCAAAACUGCUAAACCUGUUACCACCACCACCCGACCUGCAUAUUCUACAGCUUUAACUAAAAGUUUUUCGGGUAAGACUGUACCACCUGUUAAACCAAAAGUUGAGACAAGGCCUGUGGUAAGACCGGCGGUUAGACUAACUAAACCAAUUGCUAGUGCUCGUACUUCAACUGUUAAUCCUGCUAGAACUGGUUUAUCUCGAAGCAGAACCGUCGGUGACAUGAAAAGUAUUAAACUAGCCGAUCAAAGAUCUAAAACUGCACCAAAAGUGGUCAAUCCGUCCAAAUUCACACUGAAUAAGCAAGCAAAGCCUCCGGUUUUGACUAAAAGUAAAACGACUUUAACUAGAGAACAUUUGAACAAAUCUAUGUCGUUUAAUGACUAUGCCAGUUCUGUUGAAACACUGGUAAAUCAAGGAACGAUUGUGACAAAUUCGAGUAACAGUAUUGCGAGUUCUUCGGAAACUCUUAAUAAUGAUAACACGCAGAAUGAUAAUCAACACUCUGAUGGUUGGUUGACUGUGAAGACUAGAUCUAGAUUCAAGAAUAAUAAUAAUAGGUCGAGGCGUUCUGAUACUGCUUUAACUUGGGCGACGAGAUUUCAUCAAGUAAGCGCGACUGCAAGUCUGCCAGCUUUAGCUUUAUUGCCUGAAAAUAACGAAGCAGUGAAAACACCCAAAUGUAUCGAGAAAAGUGUAAAAGAAAAUCUGAAUACUUUUAAAUCUUUAAAAGAUCAAGGUAGGACUCCUUUGAGGCGAUCCCAUACAACAUUAAGUAGAAUGACAGUGUCCAAAAACUGUGUCUCUGAGAAAAACAAGACAAAUCUUCAUAUUAAAAAAACUGCCGAAGAGAGACGUAUGAAAGUUUCUGAUAUCGAUUCAGAAACCGACGAUGAAACGAAAUUUAAAGAUCUUCAGGAGGACUCAGCCACCGAGGAAGAGCAUAGGAAGAAAGCGAAACAAUUGUCGGAGGAAGAAGAUCGUUUGACUAAAGAAAUCGAACAGUUGAAGUGUUUAGAAAUUGAAGUUGAUACAGAGACGGAAACCGAUGGCGAGUUGCAAGGUGACAGCGAUGAUGUUCAGAUUGAACCCACCAACGAGGAUGACUAUUCUAUGUCUUUGGAAGCUCGAUACGAACCUAUGUUGGCUGGAAUGUCUUGGAGUGAUCGAAUUGAUACUUUGGCCGCUUUAGAAGAUUUAAAUGCAAGACAUCCUGGACGUGCUUUGGUGCUACAUCAAAAGUUAUCGAAUCCGGCGCGCAAAGUGAGUCUAGCUGAAGCUUUGAGAAAGUAUCAAGCGAAACAAGCACGCGCCGAACAAAGACGUCAAGACUUGCAACAGGAAAAAACUCAAAAGCUUCACGCGCUUUUGUGUCGUGUUGAAGAUGUCAAAGCUGCCAAACUUCAACUUAUCGAAGACAAAAGGAAACGAAUGGAGUCACGUAUGCAAAAAGCGACACAAAAUCGGCGUCGUUACAUUAAGGACAUUAUCAAGAAAGCACACGAUGAAGAAGAAAAACUGAAAGAAAUUGCAUUCAUUAAUGAACUUGAAGCCCAGAAUAAACGUCAUGAUUUUCUUCAGUCUUGUCGGGAGCAACGCGGACGCAUCCAAUGCAUAAAAGAGGACAGACGCAAGCGAUUGGAGGAAAAAGCGGCAAAGGAAGCCGCUGUCGAGGAACGAAGAAAAGCGUUAGAGAGGGAACGAAAGGAGAGAUUAGAUCGUUUGAAAGAUGAAAGAAGACAAAGGGAUGAAAGAAUUGGACAACAACAACAACAAAGGGAGAGAGAGCGGCAGGAGUUGGCAAGGGAAAAAGCGAGAGAUCGCGAGGAGCGGUUGUCUGCUCUCCAUGCCCAACAAUUAGCCUCUACUCAAGAACUGCAGAAAAGGAUCGAGCAGAAGCAGGAAGAGUCGAAGAGACGACAUGAAGAAAAUAUGGAGCAGAUCAGGCAGAAGGCUUUGGAGUUGUCGAUUCACAGGUGUCAUAAUGAGGAUAAUCAAGCACCGAACAGUACUCCUUACCCUACUCAGAAGUUUUGUACAGCUUGUAAUACCUUGAUCAAAUCAGAGGUAUAUUUGAUGAGUCAUUUACGUGGUCGAGCGCACCACGAAGCCGUAAAACAAGCAAAUCCUGGUCAGAAUAUUCUGACAACUAAAGAAUUAGAACAGUACAAUUUGAAACAAAUAGUCGACGCUCCGGCCGGUAAAGAAGAUCCUAAAGGCGUGGCUGCUAAAGAGCGUGGUAAAGCUCAUCGAAAACGAUGUAAAAAAAUUAGACAACGAAUGGUAAUGAAAGGAGCGGAAUUUGAAACUUCGUACAAGCCGAAUAUUGUUGAAUGUGCCAAUAAACGAAGUUUGAAUAGAAGUAUUAAUACUAUCGGUAGUAUUACAAAUCAAGCUAGUCAAGGGCUGUCUCCGACCAGUUCAAGUCAGUUGGAUAGAAUUCUAAAUGAGCUUACUAGAUCAUUAAGUAAAGGGAUUGAUAAUGAUUUGAUCGUGUUUCAUAACGUGGGUGGAUUUACAGUUUUGGGAAAAUUACUUACAAUUGGCCAAGAUACCACGAAUUUAUCUAUUUCGACAAAAACUUUGAUCACUUGUUGCAAUUUGUGGCAAAUCGCCUGUAAAGGAUCAGGGAGUGGUUGCACUAAUUGUGAAUAUAUUGUUAUGUCAAAUCGUCUCACACCUGCUAUGGAUUUACUUAAUACCAAAUUUCAGAGUUUGGGAUGUUCGGAAGAUUUACCACCAACGGAUAAUCUUUGUACGGCAUUGAUGCAGCUUUUGGCUACAGUGUUGAGAAACACGCCGAAAACUGUUCCAGCUCAUCGACUUCACGACAUCGUUAGCUUUUGCGUGUGCGUUGGAAUUGUUGAACAAUUGGCCCAAUGUUGUUUGGCGGUGCGAGGCCCCGUCCACGACGUUCCUCCAGCCUGUGCCUUCCUUCUUGCUGCCUUGGAAUUUCUAGCAGCGCUGGCCGAUCACUGUCCAGAAGAUUCCGAUCCCACACAUCUAGUGAGUACUUUGCACGGUACUGAGUUAUUGGGGGCCGUUUCCAUGCUGUAUGGCACGUUACUGCCUCCGGACUCCUCCCCACGUGUCGAAGGGCAGUCUCCUCCGAUGAUACCGGAUCCUUGUCUCCAUUUGGCCACCGCUACUUUUCGACUUCUUCGCAGAAUUGCCGAAUUAGACUUAAUUAAAUUUCAGGAAGUACUUGGAGCCGAGGGUAUUUCAUUGCAGUUUCGUCAUAUUGCAAGUCACUUAAUUUGGUGUUGUGCACUUCCGACAACGUCUCCAAGAAGCAAGGAUGGCAACAGUGAGAUUCAUCAAGAGCUACUUCACGAAGUGAUAGCCGUCACUGGAUACUUUGCUGUGGAAAAUAAUGAGAAUCAGAUGUUGUUAGUGAGUGGCCAGCCUCCUUCAGUUCUCCAACAGCUCUGUUCGUUGCCUUUUCCCUAUUUCUCAGUGGAAACGCUUUCGAACGUGCUUUAUCCAACUUUGCUGGCUUGCUGCGUUAGAAAUGAGCACACCGCAGCAAUUCUGAGACAAGAACUUUCCUACGAUAUUUUGGAAGACUUUCGGAAGUCAGCAACAGGACAACAACAUCGAUUGGUUAAACUUCUAAAUAAAAAUCGCGUUUAAUUAAAUUUUGACGUGCAAUUUAUAUUUUUAAGUGUACCUACUGUCAAUUCCAUUAGUCACUAGAAGUAAACUAAUCAGGUCUUUGAGACCGUUAUUAUUCUAUCCUGUCUAACAGUGUACUGAUUUAAUAUAAUAUGUCACUUAAAAACUC